Molecule: messenger RNA, 1503 nt
Organism: Pyricularia oryzae 70-15
Lineage: Eukaryota; Fungi; Ascomycota; Sordariomycetes; Magnaporthales; Pyriculariaceae
Exons: 2
Coding region: 271-1350 (359 amino acids)
Source: RefSeq, a predicted model, not a curated record
GACGACUGGCAAUGUAAGAUAUUGGCAAGGAGUCUCACCAAUCUCAUUCUCAGGAGGCCACCAAACAACAUAACCAUGUUCGAUCACCGCUGUAGGCGCCGUCGUCGAACUCCAAGCUUCGAGUUGGGGGCUGUUUGUGUAAUAUAUAACUCCUACUUUCUCCUACUUUCCACUUGGAAAAAAUAGCUGGGAGACAGCAGCAACGAACCAAGACGUCAGCUACCCAAUCAGACAACUUUUCAGUCUUUGUAUCUCCCGCCUACCGACAAGAUGCUACAGACUGCUUCUCUCGCUGCUGCGGCUCUCAUUGGCCUAUUGGCCGGCCCUGCACCCGUUCUCGGCGCCAGCAGUAAGUUCUGCGAAGGCGGAAGCUGGUCCACCCUGGGCAAAACCGGCGGCAACGACAGAUUCCGAGGAGAAGUCGAUGCUCCUUCGGGUGACUUUAAAGUCCAAGGACAGUUCGUCGAGUUCAUGAUCGACCCCGCAACUUUUGCCAUCUACAACUAUGCGUGGCUCGGCAAGGAGAACGUUGGGGACAUGACAGGCCGCCAGUAUACGAACAUCUUCGCCUCCAAAGUCCCCGACCACCGCGGAGCCAACUUGACGUCGAAGAUCUCACUUGAAAUCAAGGAGGAGGUCAUCAAGAUCUCCCGCACAGGAAACGGCGUCUCCAUGACGAUCAGUGCCAAGGACUGCGCCCAGGGUGGUAUCUUCCAGAUGGAACCCGAACGCGCCGACAACACUAGCACCCGCAUAGUCCACACCCUGGCCGAUGGUGCCUUCCAGUACGACAACCCCAUCUUCCGCAGCAACCUGGGCAAGUUCAUGGGCUCAGAGUGCGUUUCCGAGGCGGGCCCUGCUGCCGAGGCCUGCGUCCAGGUCAGGCCCCGAGUCAACAUUGGCGCCGCGGGCCGUCCCAAGAUGGUGCUGCGCGACAGUGCCCAGGUCGCCUCCCGGCUGCCGCAGCCCGAGUGCGGGCCUGACUUCUCCAAUAACCUGGGCAUUGGUGGCGAGACCCGGGAUUACUGCGGCGGCAUGAGCAUCUGGGACGUCGCCAGCGGCGGCAGGAUGGGUAUGGUGACGGGCGAGGACUCGGUGGAGGUCAGCUCGCCGCCCGACGUUUGUGUUUCCGACUGCUUUCCUGGAGACCACCCUGCCACGGGCGAGUUGGCUGUCCUGGGUUUCCCUGACCCUGUCCCCGAGGAGGUCAAGCUGAAGCCGUUCAUGAGCGAGCAGGGUUUUGAUAUACCCUUGACGCAGUUUUCAACGACCAUUAUGGCCAAAGGAUGUGUCGAUCAAAGCAGUGUCCAUUUUAGGGGGGUUCGAAUGCCCCGAUGCACAAUGGAUUAGUCUAGAUAUCCCCAUCGGCCAUUAGGAGUAUUCCGGAGUAUUAGAACUAGUGAUCGACACCUGGGCAAGGGAGCUGGCGAAUGCUUGGCUGGCGGAUGGUGGUGGCUUGGGGCUUUAGCGGGCAGCCUUCAACUGUCGGAGGGUGGGGCUAGU